This is a messenger RNA of Chara braunii, 2046 nucleotides long. NCBI's taxonomy places the organism in Eukaryota, Viridiplantae, Streptophyta, Charophyceae, Charales, Characeae. The record is from the annotation of a GenBank genome assembly.
UCGUUUCCAGUGGUUCAGUACAGCCCCGGUAGGGUGAGGAAAUGGGUUCCGGUGGUUCAGUACAGCCCCGACAGGGUGAGGAAAUGGGUUCCGGUGGUUCAGUACAGCCCCGGCAGGGUGAGGAACGCGGUCGCUUCGAUGACAGCGAGGAGGAAGAAGAGGAGGACAUGCGAGUCUCGCCGCAUAGACUCGGAGAUCGCGGGAUGCUGAGAAUUCCGGGGGCUGAAAGAGGGGCAACGGUCGUCGAGCAGCCGUCGACGUCGGGUGGCGGUCGCGGUUUGGGGUCGGAGGACAGGACAGUUGGCGUCGUUUCCGGCGGGGAGGGAGGGGAACAACAGUCUUUACAAAAGAGAAGGGGAGGUUCUGAGGGGGAGGCGUCGAGAGCUAAAAAGAAGCAGAAGACAAAGACCCCACAGCAGUCAGGGGGGAAAAGGAAGGGAGCUGAGGGGCAUGUCGGCGCGUCGAGUCAAAAGCGCCCGGCCUCGGCUCAGAAGCCACCCCAGUCGGCCCCUGUCCAGCCCAGAGGUGUCAUCGACAUCGACACGGCAUACUUCCUGGAAUGGAAAAACGGCGUGCGAACAAAGUUGGAGUUUGCCAUUAACCCGUCACAAGUCAUCGACAUCGGCGAGUGGGAGGCGGCAUACAACCAGCGUUCCUUGGAUCCCCGGAGGGAUCGUCUGAAGCCGGAGGACAGGAAGGACGAGCUGGCCAGGCAAUACUACUACUACGCUGUGGCGGGCCAGCAUAACGCGGCUGCAGCCAGGGCGCUGCUUGGCACUGAUGUGGCGGUGAGGUACAACUUCGAGCGCUGGCCUGCACGAAUAGUGUACUUCUCACACGAGGACUUUGAGGGGUACUUUCUCGUCAGCGCCGAUGACAACAAGAAAGACAUGAAGGCCCCUCCGAGACAACUGAAACUCUCCAUGAGAGACAUUCGGUGGUGUUGGAAGGAAUUGGGUUACCCGAAAGUUGUUAUGGGUAACCCCAGCGGGAAACAGGCGCAGGUGGAGGCAUGGCGAAGAUUUUGUACGGAGGCGCUCCAUAGGACGCCGUACAAUCACUUGUGGACUCUCGCCGAUGACAAGACCGAGCAAGGAAUCAAGAAACAGAACGCUGCCCUUCGAUCCUAUUUCCCGCUCGCGAUGGCAGGGAAAAGCGCAUGGGAAAUCGGGAUGAAAUUUUUCGAGAGAUGGGAAACGGGCAGACUGCUGGCACCGGAAGGAGCGAAGUGGAUCGCAAAGAAAAAGAAGGUGCAGGGCCUCAAGCCAGGUGUGAGCCACAUCGAAAACGAGAAGGACGGGCGAAAGGUAGUCGUCUACAAUGUCCCCGUCGAAGGGCCACAAAAGAAAGGCAAGAAGGAAAAAGAGCCAGGCGACUGGUUCGUCCAGGUCACCGAGCCGGAUCCGCACUGCUGGAAGAGCAUGGAGGCCCUUACGGACAAUGAGAAAUGCCGGUUGUUGAAGAAGGUUCUCAACUGCGAGGUGGUCUGGGUGCAGACAGGGUCCUCCGCGUUGGCGAAGCAAGGGAAGCUGGGGAUGCACGAGGCAGUGCAACUGGUGAAGUGUGAUCGCAUAUUGGUGCGGUUGUGGAACUACUACCAGUUCAGGCAUGAGAACCGGCCAGACAGUGACUGGACCACUAAGUACCCCUUCCUGAAAAAACGAGAGGCGAUUUCGGCAAAGUUUGAAGGGCAGGGGCUGGAUGCAGCGUUGUGGGACGGGAGCAGGAAACUCGUCAGCGACUCCUCCUUGUUCAAGGACUGUCCGCCCUACAUGGGUUGCGAGGACGACAAGUCGAUCAAGGCGACAGAAAAGCUGGUCCAAAACAAGAAGUUGCCCAUCGACUGGAAGAACAAGGUCCUCUCCGUGUUGACCGGCAGCAGGUCGAAAAGCAUGGAAGUCGCGCUCGCCGAAGGGAUGGUGCACAUUCUGUGGAACGACUCGAAGGACGUCACAUCUAUUGCCCCGUUCGGUGUCGACCCUCUGGAUGCGUAGAUGAAGGUCGUGGAGUUGGAGAGGGCAGUCGGAAUCACGAAAUGCCACACGU